UGAACAAUCACACCCAUCGUCUCUUCCUAAUUCUCUCAAACCCUAAAAAUUACACAGUGGGGAAAAAGAAUCAUCAAACAUGGCGACCAAGCAGCUGCUUUCUCUUGCUCGCCGGUCCCGCAAGCCAUCAUAUUCUUUCACCGCCGCUAGAUCAUCUUCUUCGGCCGCCUCUCCGCUCGCCGCCGCCGAAUCUAAAGAAAUCUCCCCUCCUCCACCAACCGCCAUGAUCUACGAUCGAUUAGCCCUCGCCGUUAAAUCAAAGCUCCAAAAGCUCGAAAACCCAGAUCCUCGUUUCCUCAAAUACGGUUCCCCUCACCCAACCGUGACAUCCCACACCCACAUCUUAUCUUCUCCCGAAACCAAAAUCACAACUUUGCCCAAUGGCCUUCGUGUGGCAACCGAAUCUACCCUGUCUUCCCACACAGCCACGGUUGGGGUCUGGAUCGAUGCAGGAUCGAGAUUUGAGACCGAGGAGACGAAUGGGACAGCGCAUUUCUUGGAACAUAUGAUAUUUAAAGGGACAGAGAAGAGGUCUGCGAGGGAACUGGAGGAAGAGAUUGAGAAUAUGGGAGGCCAUUUGAAUGCUUAUACUUCUAGGGAACAGACGACUUAUUACGCUAAAGUUAUGGACAAAGAUGUCUUUAAAGCGUUGGAUAUAUUGGCCGAUAUUUUGCAGAAUUCGAAGUUUGAGGAACACAGAAUUAGUAGGGAAAGGGAUGUGAUUCUAAGGGAAAUGGAAGAGGUUGAGGGUCAAACGGAGGAGGUUAUUUUUGACCAUUUGCAUUCAACUGCUUUCCAGUACACUCCUCUUGGUAGAACUAUUCUCGGACCUGCUGAUAAUAUUAGGACGAUCACCAAAGAGCAUUUGCAAAGCUAUAUUCAGACACACUAUACUGCUCCUAGAAUGGUCAUUGCUGCAUCUGGUGCUGUUAAGCAUGAGGAAAUUGUUGACCAAGUGAAGAAGUUGUUUACCAAGUUAUCGUCUGAUCCAACCACUGGUUCUCAGUUAGUUAUGAACGAACCAGCAACUUUUACUGGUUCUGAGGUUAGAAUGAUCAAUGAUGAUGUUCCUCUGGCGCAAUUUGCUGUUGCUUUUGAGGGAGCUUCUUGGACAGAUCCAGAUUCCAUUGCGCUCAUGGUUAUGCAGGCAAUGUUGGGUUCGUGGAGCAAAAAUGCUGGGGGUGGAAAACACAUGGGCUCUGAGCUGGCACAAAGAGUCGGCAUUAAUGAAAUUGCAGAAAGCAUGAUGGCUUUCAACACCAACUAUAAAGAUACCGGUCUUUUUGGUGUCUAUGCUGUUGCCAAGCCUGAUUGUUUGGAUGAUUUGGCUUAUGCUAUUAUGUAUGAGACAACCAAGCUAGCCUAUCGUGUUUCGGAAGCUGAUGUCAUUCGUGCUCGUAAUCAGUUAAAAUCAUCCUUGAUGCUUCACAUAGAUGGAACCAGUCCUGUAGCUGAAGACAUUGGACGCCAGCUACUUACAUACGGUCGGAGAAUCCCAUUUGCUGAAUUAUUUGCUAGGAUCGAUGCUGUUGACCCCAGCACUGUUAAACGUGUGGCAAACCGAUUUAUUUAUGACAGGGAUGUCGCCAUUGCUGCCAUGGGUCCUAUCCAAGGUUUGCGCGACUACAACUGGUUCAGACGCCGUACUUACUGGAACCGGUAUUAGAUUAAUUUGCUUUUUCUUUAUCAAUGGGAUCACCUUCUUGGGGGGAAUCACAAGAAAAAAAGACAUUUUGGCACUUUUAUAUACAAGCAAAGUUUCCAGGGAAACAAACAAUCAAGGGUAAAUUUUAUAUUCAUUUUGUAGUCUUCUUGGUUCUGUAAUAAGUAUGGCUGUCUUUAGUGUUUGAGCUGAGAGAAUCAGAAAUGGCCGUAAUGUAUGUUCUAUUUUAUUUUAUUUGAAGUAUUCAUGUCCAACACAUUGAGAGGAAUAUGAAGGAUAUUUCAAAUAAUUUGGAUAUGCCCCUGUUGGAUGCAUAUAUUCA
Messenger RNA from Gossypium raimondii (Peruvian cotton), 1985 nucleotides. RefSeq names its product probable mitochondrial-processing peptidase subunit beta, mitochondrial. Bases 80 to 1666 code for a protein of 528 amino acids. NCBI's taxonomy places the organism in Eukaryota, Viridiplantae, Streptophyta, Magnoliopsida, Malvales, Malvaceae. Gene Ontology annotation, cellular component: mitochondrion. The transcript has 9 exons. Gene Ontology annotation, biological process: proteolysis. Gene Ontology annotation, molecular function: metal ion binding; metalloendopeptidase activity. The record is from RefSeq and is a predicted model, not a curated record.